ACCAAGCAGGAGCAGGACCUCAGCUUUUUCACCUUUUAUUACAAAUGGAGAAACAUGAAGAUAUUAAAUACUGUUUUCAAGACGGAAACUCCUCUUGCAGAAAGGCUUUGUUAUCGACAUCUAUCUACAUAACACUGUACAUCUUCUUCUCAUUGAUUUCAGCAGUUACAGUAUUUUUGAACGUACUGGUGAUCAUUUCCAUCUCUCACUUCAAGCAGCUCCACACUCCAACCAACCUGCUCAUCUUCUCUCUGGCUGUGUCAGAUCUCCUGGUGGGACUGAUUGUGAUACCAGUAGUGACUGUAGCGAUAAUGGAAUCAUGCUGGGGUUUUGGGGAAUAUUUCUGUGCGUUUCAAUUCUACAUCUCUUUUUUAUGUACUUCUUUAUCUCUGGGUAACUUGGUCCUUAUAUCUGUUGACCGCUAUGUUGCUGUGUGUGAUCCCUUAUUGUACCACUCUAGAAUAACAAUAAGAAGAAUGAUGUGUUUUAUUUCCAUUACCUGGUGGUGUUGUAUUAUAUAUGAUGCUGUCAUUAUAAAAAACUUUGUAAAUGCGCAGGUACCCAGUAGGUGUUUGAAAGAAUGUUUUAUUGUUGAAGGAAAAACCUGGAUUAAUAACAUAAUUGACAUUGUAUUUACAAUGGUUGUCCCGUGCUCUAUUAUUAUAACACUUUAUGUGAAAAUCUUUGUGGUGGCCAGAUCACAGGCCAGAAAGGUGUUUUCAAAAGAGGCUGUCAGUGUGUCUGGUGUUAAAACUGUACAGGCAAAUAAGUCUGAGAGGAAAGCAGCAAAAACUGUUUCUAUUUUUGUUUUCAACUAUCUCAUUUGUUGGAUUCCAUCUCUAUUUCCUUUCCUUUUUGUAUCUUUUUUAGGUGAAAAUGUUUUCACCUUUAUCAUCAGCUUUCUGCCACUUGUUAAUUCCUUAAUUAAUCCAAUAAUUUAUGCUUUCUUUUAUCCAUGGUUCAAAGUGACAGCUAAACUUAUUUUAACUCUGAAGUUAAGGCGUUCAUAG
Messenger RNA from Oncorhynchus masou masou (cherry salmon), 1010 nucleotides. RefSeq names its product trace amine-associated receptor 13c-like. The coding region runs from base 45 to 1010 and encodes 321 amino acids. NCBI's taxonomy places the organism in Eukaryota, Metazoa, Chordata, Actinopteri, Salmoniformes, Salmonidae. Gene Ontology annotation, cellular component: membrane. Gene Ontology annotation, molecular function: trace-amine receptor activity. Gene Ontology annotation, biological process: G protein-coupled receptor signaling pathway. The transcript has a single exon. The record is from RefSeq and is a predicted model, not a curated record.